Molecule: messenger RNA, 1947 nt
Organism: Drosophila suzukii
Lineage: Eukaryota; Metazoa; Arthropoda; Insecta; Diptera; Drosophilidae
Gene: Adss
Product: adenylosuccinate synthetase
Biological process (GO): IMP metabolic process; 'de novo' AMP biosynthetic process
Cellular component (GO): cytoplasm
Molecular function (GO): GTP binding; adenylosuccinate synthase activity
Source: RefSeq, a predicted model, not a curated record
UUUAUAGCCAAAUGCUGGUGCAGCGCAGCCAGCAGAGAAUAAUCACAACGUGUUCGCGGACGACCUGACCGAGACUUCGACUUACGAGUGCCCGAGAUCCGUGUUCCGUGCUCCGAUCCGAUUCUAUCCGAUCUGAUCCGUUCUGUUCCGCUCCGGGGAAAUGUCAGCCACCAACGGCACGCACUACGAGCAGCUGCACCAGGGCCGCACCAAGAUGUACAAGUCCAAGGUGGACGUCGUCCUGGGCGCCCAGUGGGGCGACGAGGGCAAAGGAAAAGUGGUGGACAUGUUGGCCUCCGAUGUGGACAUCGUCUGCAGGUGUCAGGGCGGCAAUAAUGCUGGACACACUGUGGUGGCUAAUGGCACGGAGUUCGACUUUCAUCUCCUGCCCAGUGGAGUUGUGAACGAGAAGUGCGUUUCCGUCAUCGGCAAUGGCGUCGUCAUCCAUCUGCCCUCGCUGUUCGACGAGGUGCUGAAGAACGAGGCCAAGGGGCUGCAGCUUCCGGAGAACCGGCUGAUCAUCUCGGAUCGUGCCCACCUAGUGUUCGAUUUUCACCAGCAUGUGGACGGUAUGCAGGAAGCCGAAAAGGGCGGCAAAUCGCUCGGCACCACCAAGAAGGGCAUUGGUCCGGCUUACUCCAGCAAGGCCACUCGCAACGGCAUCCGAGUGGGCGAACUGCUCGGUGACUUCAACCUGUUUAGCGACAAGUUCAAGUCGAUUGUGGCCACGCACGUGCGCCUGUUCCCAUCGAUUAAUGUGGACGUGGAGGCGGAGCUGGCCCGCUACAAGGACUACGCGGAUAAGGUGCGUCCCUAUGUCAAGGACACCAUUUGUUUCCUGCACACCGCCUUGCGCAACGGCAAGACGAUCCUGGUCGAGGGCGCCAACGCGGCCAUGCUGGACAUUGACUUCGGCACGUACCCGUAUGUGACGAGCAGCAACUGCAGCAUUGGCGGAGUUCUCACGGGUCUGGGUCUGCCCCCGCAGACGAUUGGCGAGGUGAUUGGCGUGGUCAAGGCCUAUACGACACGAGUGGGCGACGGUCCCUUCCCCACCGAGCAGCUGAAUGAAAUUGGCGACUUGCUGCAGACGCGCGGCUUCGAGAUCGGGGUCACCACCAAGCGAAAGCGUCGCUGCGGCUGGCUGGACAUUCCGCUGCUGAAGUACACGUCGCUGGUCAACGGCUACACUUGCAUCUGUCUGACCAAGCUGGACAUUCUCGACACGUUGCCGGAGAUCAAGGUGGCCGUGGGCUACAAGAAGCCCAGUGGCGAGAAACUCGACCACUUCCCAGGCACCAUUGCCGAACUGGGAAGCAUUGAGGUGGAGUACGCCGUGCUGCCAGGCUGGCAGACAUCCACCGAGCACAUACGCAACUUCAAGGAGCUGCCGGAGAAUGCCCAGAGCUAUGUCCGGUUCCUGGAGAGCGAGCUGAGUGUUCCCGUGCGCUGGGUGGGCGUAGGAAAGGGUCGCGAGUCCAUCAUCAACGUGCAUUAACCAGCCAGCAAGUGUGCCGACGUACUUAUGCCUACGAUUUUGUGUAUAUGAGACGGAAACGCUUUAGAGCCCAUUAGCCAGAAACGGCCCUUAAACUAUCCAACCACAACUACAGACCUAACCCACAAAUACAACUAAUAUUUCGACUAUCUACAACAUUUGGACACAAAUUAUUAGCCUAUUGCUUCUUUAAGUUGUAUUUCUUAGUUUUGAUGUUCACAAAAUCAUUUGAAGCGGUGCCGUCCGGGGCUCGCACGCAUAUAUAUACUAUAACUUCUUGUUUGAUGAGGACGUACUUAGUUUUUAAGAUCAUCAGGUGCAGUUUCAGAUUUUUUGUAUGCAAAGGGAAGCAGAUAUUUUUUAUUGUACAAUAACUAAAUGAUGUUGUUUUAAUAUUUAAAUACAACAGUGUGCUCUGACUUGUGUAAUUGUGUCGCAAGGUAAAUACA